AUGCCGAAGAGCGAGUCGGCGCCCCGCUUGGGAACGCCGCACGUCCGUGCGAUGCUCUGCUCAAUACCUUCCGGUUGCUUUUGGGUUUUGCACAUCCCGCCCGAGGGCGCGCCGCUCUGCUCGUCGAAGACCGCGCAGAAGUUCCCGGAGCUCCCAGUCGUUGACGUCAGCCAUCUUCAGAACGGGGUGGUGAGGGCUGUUUUCGACUGCGGUGAACGGAAUGGAGAAGUCCCCAACGCUAUCGUCGCGGAAGAACUGCUCCCCGUCUAG
Molecule: messenger RNA, 270 nt
Organism: Anthostomella pinea
Lineage: Eukaryota; Fungi; Ascomycota; Sordariomycetes; Xylariales; Xylariaceae
Source: the annotation of a GenBank genome assembly